Molecule: messenger RNA, 994 nt
Organism: Solanum lycopersicum (tomato)
Lineage: Eukaryota; Viridiplantae; Streptophyta; Magnoliopsida; Solanales; Solanaceae
Source: RefSeq, a predicted model, not a curated record
AUGCAGAAACUUACCAGAAAAUGGAGAAAAUCUUCAGGAGAAUCACAUUUCGACGAGGACGAUAAAUUCUCUUUGCCAACUCACGACGAAAAUUGUCCUAUUGAUUCCCGAGAACAAGAAGAAUUGGUUCGAUCUCUUGAGAAUGUUCAAACCCAACAAUCUCUUCUCUGGAGGGGUGUGUUCUCAGGGUUACUCUCGUGUUAUGUGGCUUUUCUCGUAUACUCAGUCUAUCAACAGGCCUAUUAUCCCUGGGAAUUGGGUAUAAAGUAUGUGGCAGCUGAUAAGUAUAUUUGGUGGAUUCUGAGGUAUGAGAAUGCUGAUUUGGCCAUAAUAAUGUAUCGUAACCAAUUGUGGCUGGGUUGUUCUCGACUUGGGAAAGAUGAUGAAACUGCAGGUGUUGUUGGGAAACGGAAUUCAGGUGUGAUAGAUUCUUUUGGAGGAGUAGUGUUGCGGGAGAGGGCAGCUAUUUUGACAUGUUUAAUGACCAUAAAGGGCUUACUGCAUGAAUCAAAACAUCACAGGAGGUGGCUAUGGUCUUCAUGCUGUAGUGGCAUGGUAGUGGCAGUGUUUUGGUUGCAUCAUAUGCUAAGGUUGGCAAAGUUUAGAUGGGAUGUUGUAUGGCUCCCAUUAGGUAAGCCUGCUUGUGGCGCUGGAGUGUGCAUUUACGUAGAGUAUUUACUGAAUGUGUCAUCUGAAGAAGUGAGGAAAGUUAGAGGAUAUAUGUAUGCAUAUAAAGCCAGGUAAGAGUGCAGAGGAUGUAUGUAUGGGCCCUUAAAGCCAGUUUAGAGCUUUCCCUAAUCGAAUUUUAAUACUCGUCUAGUUCCAUUAUAUGUUUAGGUGGCACUGCUUAAAAAGUUAAUGUUUAUUGAUACAAGGCAAAACAUAAAGAAAAUAUUUGAGUGUAAAUGUUUUAUUAUUAUUUGAUGGUGUACAUGUAUAUGUGACAUUGAAAUUGCAAUUAGAAUAUAUGCUAGGAUAAUGUUAAACCAGAGGA